GUCUUUUCACAGUGGAAGCUUUUUAUAUACACAGGAAAAAUUUUUAGUUGUGUAUACAGAAGCGGUUUUUUACUAAUCACAUUUACUACACUGGCCUUACAUCUUCAUUCUCAAACAUAUACAAUAAUUUGGUAUACUGUAAUCCAUAAUCAUUCCUUUUUUUCUCUUUUUUUCAAUAUACUUGAUACAUAUUCUGAAUUUCUUACUCUUAUGUCCCUGUAGUUUCCACAUCGGAUUGUUCCCAUAUGAAUGGUUUCUUAGCUGAAGUUAAGGAUUGGUCUGGCUCAAAUGGUCUUAAACUAAAUCCAACUAAAUGUAACACUGUUGAUUUCAGCUUGAGAAGUGAAAAAGACAUGCAUGGAUUGAUCCAAUCUCAUGAUUGUUGUAAUAUUGAUGGUACCAUGAUAGAGAGUAAGUCAAGUGUUUCUUAUCUUGGCAUUAGUUUCUCGUCAAAUCUUUGCUGGUCGUCUCAUAUUCUUAUAGUUUCUAAGAAAGUUUUCCGUCUGAUUUAUUACAUAAAGAAGUUGAGACACUCAGGUAUAACUCAAUCUCUUAUCAUACAAUUUAUUAAUUCAUGUGUUUUGCCCAUCAUUCUUUAUUGUUCUCCAUUAUUCUUCGCUGGGCUACUCAAGAAAGACCAUAUAAUACUACGAAGAACAUUGAGGCUGUAAGUAGGGUCAGUGCUAUCCCUUUGACUCAACUAAGUGACACUGUUGUCAAUAGGCAUAUGAAUUCUUGUAAACACUUAGCUAAAGUUAUCUUAUCUGAUAGUGAACAUCCUCUUUAUUCACAAUUGUUUCCUUGUGUCUCUCCGGGUAAGACCAGAAGAAAUUUCAUAAAUAUUUAUGCUCGUACUACAAAAUAUAAAAAUUCGACCGUACCAUAUUUGGCACGAGUAUUGUGUGAAGAGACAAAUAUCAGAAACGAACUUUUACAACUUUUAAAUCAU
This is a messenger RNA of Trichobilharzia regenti, 949 nucleotides long. The record is from the annotation of a GenBank genome assembly. Lineage: Eukaryota; Metazoa; Platyhelminthes; Trematoda; Strigeidida; Schistosomatidae.